AGCAAGUAAGAAUUCAUAAUCUUGACAAUGGAGAAACGCCAAGACCCUCCAAGUCCAGGCUCUGGAACUCCGCCAAGCAACUUCGACAUUCCAACCACCAUAGUAUUGUAUACAUGUGUACUUUUGGUUGCUAUCGGAAUGUGCUUCUGCCUCCAGCGAGCAAAUCGACUGCUACCUAACGGACUCAACUUUGCAUUACAACCAACCAGACUGAGCCGCAGCCGGUCUCGCGGAGGGGCAGCAUCGUUUCCUGAUGAUGACCUGGAAGCACAGCAAGGACUUCUGGACGUUGAUGACGACUCCUCGGAUAUAGAAGAGGAGGCAUAUCGCCGACGACAGGAAGCUAUGGCACGAGAUGAACAAGAGCAGGAAUUUGAAGAAUUCGGCGAGUUACAGGAAGCUCCCACUGUAGAACAUGUACAUAAUGAUUCUGCAGAGUCACCAUCGGUCACAUCGCCGCAAUCUAGCAAAAAAGCCAGUGUCUUUAGUAUUCAGGAUGAUGACGAAGCGAAUAACGAUGAAGAUCUGGACCGUCGCUAAUAUGACUCGAAAUUCGAUGCAAUUACAUUAAUGAUGUUGCCUAUAGUACCUGUUUCAAAACCCUCCUCAUCAGAUUACUCCAUUUAUGAUGCAUUUUGACAACAUAUCGCACAUACCAAGUGUUCAUAUAGCUAGUGAGCUUUCCACGGUUUCAUUAUUUUACUUUUUUUCUUAUGGAAGACGACGUGGAUAAAUACAAACAUAUCAACAGGACUAUUUGGAAAU
Messenger RNA from Umbelopsis ramanniana AG, 765 nucleotides. RefSeq lists its product as uncharacterized. The coding region runs from base 28 to 540 and encodes 170 amino acids. NCBI's taxonomy places the organism in Eukaryota, Fungi, Mucoromycota, Umbelopsidomycetes, Umbelopsidales, Umbelopsidaceae. The transcript is spliced from 3 exons. The record is from RefSeq and is a predicted model, not a curated record.